This is a messenger RNA of Striga hermonthica, 417 nucleotides long. Lineage: Eukaryota; Viridiplantae; Streptophyta; Magnoliopsida; Lamiales; Orobanchaceae. The record is from the annotation of a GenBank genome assembly.
AUGAAGGUAACUGUGGAUCCAUCGAUCGGAAGACCUAAAAGUAGAGACGAGUCUUCAAAGUUUUCUAGUCAGAUUGGUGUAGUCACCAGAGAUGUACUUCUGGUGCCAGUAAGGUGGAAAGAUGUUGAUGAAGAAAAAGAUCUUCAACCUGGUAUUGAUCAUAUAAAGAUCCACAUAGAUAUUAAUUUGGAUGAUCCGGGUGUAAAACGUUGCGUGAUUGAUCGAGUCCAAGCUAGUUCACGCCAAAAACGUUACAGACUGCAUAAACAUUACAAGAAAUAUUUGUCCCAUGAAGAUGCUAAGAAUAACAAGCCCUCUUUUUGUGCUAGCCAAGAAAACUGGGAAGAAAUGUGUGAGCUUUUUGCCUCGCCUAAAUUCAAGGCCGAGCACCUUUUAGUGUUCUUCGACAUGAAAUAG